AUGGCCUCCCUAAUCCGUCGUCUCAUUCCAGCGCGGAUCACCAACAACGGCUCCCAGCAGCGCGACCACCAUGCCAACGAGCGCACUUUUCUCUCAUGGACCCGCGCAGGCCUCGGGUUCGCCGCUAUGGCGGUCGCUCUGGACCGCCUUGAUGCCAUUGACCGUGUCUUGAAUCAAAAAUUGGGACUGGGGUCCCCGGGCCCUCUGCUGCCUAAUCAACAUGUUCAACCCGGCCCUAUCAGACAUGGUCCAGCCCAGGGCAAGACGUCUGCGGCUGCGCCCUCAGCUGCUGAGAGCCAGGCACCCAGUGGCCUCCAGAACCAGAUUUCUAUGGCGCACGUGUGCCAGUUGCUCGGCGUGUGGUCUCUUGGCUAUGGGUUCUUCCGGUACUGGUCCAUGCGACGAUAUCUUCUUAUGGGGCAGUUUGUACCCGCGUUCUGGGGUCCUGUGUUGAUGACCACGGGAAGCUUCGUUGCAUUCAUGGCUAUGGGGUUGCAGAUGGACCGGAGGCAUGCAACAGCAAGUUGA
Messenger RNA from Penicillium chermesinum, 528 nucleotides. RefSeq lists its product as uncharacterized. Bases 1 to 528 code for a protein of 175 amino acids. The transcript has a single exon. NCBI's taxonomy places the organism in Eukaryota, Fungi, Ascomycota, Eurotiomycetes, Eurotiales, Aspergillaceae. The record is from RefSeq and is a predicted model, not a curated record.